AUGGCAGCGGUGCGGUUUCUGCUUCCUGACCUCUGCCGGGCCCAGAUCCGGGGGCUUCUCCUCGAUGUUUGUGUGGUGGUGCGGCCAGCGGGUCAAUUUGGCUUCUGUUCUCCCUGUAGAAACUUUGCCCGUGGAGCCUGCAGAUGGGGUCAGAAUUGCCGUUUCGCCCACGACCGGAAGUCCGCCCAGAUCUGCAGGUAUUUCCAGAAUGGGUUCUGUGGCUACGGAGACCGCUGCAGCUACCAGCACAUCCAAGAAUCUCCGGCCCCUGCUUGGAGCAGGUGCGGCUCACAGCCAGCCUUGUCCCUGAGCCGCCGGGGUUCGGAGCCGUCUGUCCGGCCAGAAGCAGCAGCUGGGAGCCGGGGAGGUGCCAGGCGUGGCUCGGAGCCUUCUGUCCCCAGCAUGAGGCAGCUGCAACUGAAUUUCAGGCAGCUGAGCACAGAGUUUGAGGAGGAAGAGGAAGAUAAAGGGACUGUUCCUGUCCUCACGAAUCCCCCGAACAGGGCUUUGAGCAGAGAGCUUGUCCCCAGGCAGGCCCAGCCUGGAUCUGGUUCCCGACCACAGGAUCUGGGAUUGCAAAGAACGUCCCUGGAACCCAAGGAAGCAUCUAACAAGGCGAUUGCCCCAGCACCUCAAGCCCUGGAGGCUUCUGGCGGGCUGGGAGCAGCUGCUGCUUCGGGGGCGGAGCUGAGAAGCGAGGACGUGGUGUGCGGCAUCUGCAUGGACAAGGUCUAUGAAAAGUCCUUGCCCGAGGAGCGCAUGUUUGGCAUCCUGCCCAACUGCUGCCAUGCCUACUGCAUUGGCUGCAUCCGCAAGUGGCGGAAGACCCGGGAGUUCCAGAACACGGUGAUCAAGGCCUGCCCUGAGUGCCGGGUCACAUCCAGCUACUUCAUCCCCCACAAAUUCUGGGUCUCUGAUGCGGACGAAAAGGAGAAGCUGAUCGAAACCUUCAAGGCGCGGACUGGGAAAAUCAGAUGCAAGUUCUUUGCAAGUGGCCGUGGCCGCUGUCCCUUUAAAUCUGAGUGCAUCUAUCUCCAUGAGCGGCCGGCCGGCAGGCAGCCCCCUCGACAGAGAGCUCCACGCAGGAGAAGCCCGGUGGCAUUCAACCCUUCUCCCUCUGAGAGCUCCGAGGAGGACGAUGAGUCGUGCUUGUUCCAGUGGGCUCUCACUUUCGCUCUGCUGCGGGGGGAAGUCGACUAUCCCGACUACUGCCAUGACUACUUCCUGUGGGAUUCCAGUGACUCAGACUAGAAAUGUGGCCGGUCCUGGCUUGGUCGCUUGG
Messenger RNA from Pelodiscus sinensis (Chinese soft-shelled turtle), 1282 nucleotides. The record is from RefSeq and is a predicted model, not a curated record. Lineage: Eukaryota; Metazoa; Chordata; Testudines; Trionychidae.